Molecule: messenger RNA, 1551 nt
Organism: Symbiodinium sp. CCMP2592
Lineage: Eukaryota; Dinophyceae; Suessiales; Symbiodiniaceae
Source: the annotation of a GenBank genome assembly
AUUUAUGGAGAUGAUGAGCUGGUUCGCUUGAAGAGGAAGUCCACAAUUCGCCCGUCACUCCCGGAUGAAUUCGCCGACACUGGCUACUCUGAGCUGAUGCGCUACAUGCUGUCGUCUUGGAGCCAAUUCAUGUCAGACAGGCCGGGACAGGACGGUAAGGUCCGCAAAAAAGUCACGUGGAAGAAGCGUUUACAGCAGCUGGCAGCCGUUGUGGAUCAUGGCCGCCAAAAGGAGGCAAUCAUGAGCCAAUACGGUGGCCAUGAGCUUUAUGCUGCCGUCACGGGCACUUACUGGCUCCGAAAGGUGGCUUUUGCUUCGCUGCUCUUGCCGAGAAGUGAAGAAGAGCUCAUGGCCACAAUCCUUGGCAUCGUCGGCCCCACCCGCCUGUAUCCUGCCAUACGGCGAUGUCAACUUAAUCAAGCUUGUACCUGCCAGUUCGUCGCAUGUUCUCCGACGUCCCGGGCGCAUGGUCAACUUGCAGCAUUGGAGCUGCGUUCGAAGCGCUUCGACUGGCCGGAAUCGGAAGCCUUGUCCACAGUUGCAGCAACUGGCGUGGAGUAUUUGGGUCUGGAGGGUGUUGGGGCUUUCAGAAACCCGUCGUUUUGGCUUCGGGUAUUCCCUGCCAUCAAAGUGUUGCAGUGCAGCCUUGGAAGAUCGUUGCGAAGUAUUGGGAAUGUGACGACGCUCCUCAAAGGCUGGCAGGACACGCUACUGGGUAUCACCCUCACUUGGGACGACUGGCCAGGCGUUGGCGAGGCACCAGAUGAGCUCCUCGAAUCUAUUUGCUUGCUGAAGAAGCUCAGGCGCUUGGAAUUGGGCGGACAUAUCAGUCGGUUGCCUGCAUGUUUGGGUCAGCUACCUUUGAUCGAACUGGAAGUUCGAGGAUUGCAGUUUAGGGACGAUUCUGCUCUUCCACCGGCUCUGUCAUCUUUGGGUGAGACGCUUGUGAACUUCGUCGGCUUCUCGCAGGGGGUGGACCGAAGUUGCAACCGCCUUGCUCCUUGGAAUAGGACGUCUCCAUCCUUCUUGACGAAGUGUCGUGCGAGGCCUUCGUGGGAUAAGGGGGCGCCCAUAGAUUCCUCAGAGGAAGAUGCUUGGGCGUGGCAAUGCCCCUGGGAGGCUUGGGUAGCCAGAUUGGAUCAUCCAAGGGCACCCUGGUGGUUUUGGCAUAAGAUAGAGCGGUUCUGGGUCGAUGCAAACUUCCUGCACGGCUCAUUCCCAGAUGCUUUAGCAGAGGCUUGGCCGAGACUGCGCAGCCUUGACCUUCAGUUGAACGAGCUCUCAGGACCUUUGCCCGGAGCAGCCCUAUCAAAACUGCAAAACCUCACCGCUCUCAGAGUGCAGCGCAAUAACUUCUCAGGAAGGGUGCCGGCUGUGCUUUUCGAUGCUCCAAGCUUACGCUACACGAACUUCGAAGGGAACACUGAGCUCAGUGGCUGCAUCCCCUGGACAAAGGAGAAGCGAGGUUCGUCUAUACUGCAACUGCCCAUCCAGGGAACCAAGAUUACAGGCCUGUGCAGAAGGAGUACGACGGAGGGAAUGGAGCUUUGA